GGACGACCAAACAAGUUCAAGAAGGAAGUGUUGUUGUUUAAAUUUAUUACAUCAUUAAGAAGUGAAGUCAUGAUUGUUUUCAAAAUAUGACUUAUUUUGGAUGGAAAAGAAAAAUUGGCACUGCUGUUAAAAAGAAUUGUACUCAAAUAUUUCAAGAUAAAACGGGUGUCAGUGAGAAUGAUUCUGACGACGAAAUGAUUGGAUCUGGAGAAAUCGAUUGGCUUCAGUUGUCGAGGAUAAAAAAGAAAUCGAAAACCAUACAAUUAGAAGACGGCAAUGUUAAAAGUGAGAGACUAAAACAUGAAGGGUCAUUACUUGCUGAAGCUGGGAGGUACUGGGAGGCACUAAGAAAAUGGGAUGAAGCCAUUGAGCUGACACCAACAAAUGCCAUCUUGUAUGAGAUAAAGGCACAGGCACUUAUGGAACUAAAUGAAGUAUUUCCAGCAGUUCAAAUGGCAGAGAAAGCAGUCAUGUUAUCUCCAACUUGGUGGGUAGCAUACCAAACACUUGGCAGAACACAACUGGGAUUGGGUGAAUUGCAAAUGGCUAUUAUUAGUUUUUCAAAAGCCCUGCAUCUAAAUCCAAGUGAAAGAGAAUUAUGGGAGAUGGACUUAAAAUGGGUUUGUGAUUUGCAAAAGACAAAAGAGAGAAAUAACCUAGAUAAUAAAGAGGACCAUAAUGAUGAAGAAGAAAAGGAGACUGUUAUAAUAUCAAAUAAUGCUGUAAAAGCAAGAUGA
Molecule: messenger RNA, 737 nt
Organism: Saccoglossus kowalevskii
Lineage: Eukaryota; Metazoa; Hemichordata; Enteropneusta; Harrimaniidae
Product: tetratricopeptide repeat protein 33-like
Molecular function (GO): protein binding
Source: RefSeq, a predicted model, not a curated record